AUGCUAGUCUACCAUUCGGAUGAACUUGUGCCUAUUGGGUACACUGAUUCGGAUUCCCAGUCAGAUAGAGAUUCUAGAAAGUCUACCUCAGGAAAUGUGUUUACUCUGGGAGGUGGAGCCAUAAGUUGGAGGAGCAUCAAGCAAACUUGUGUUGCUGAUUCCACCAUGGAAGCUGAAUAUGUGGCUGCCUCUGAGGCAGCCAAACAGAUGGUUUGGCUCGGGAACUUCCUAAGAGAGUUGAAUGUGGUUCCAUCGAUUCAAGCACCAAUAACACUUUAUUGUGAUAAUAGUGGUGCGGUUGCAAAUUCAAAGGAGCCACGAAGUCAUAAAAGAGCAAAGCACAUUGAGCCUGCUUCCUCAAAUGAGACAGACCAAGAUGCUCUACUAACUUUCCAAAAUCUUGUUACAAGUCCAAUUCAUUUUCUGGCCAAAAACUGGACUAAGAAUACUUCUUUUUGCUCUUGGUUUGGUGUCACUUGCAAUUCAAAAAGGCAAAGAGUUGUAUCCUUGGCUCUUCCAAAUUUGCAACUUCAAGGCACAAUAUCUCCAUCUUUGGUCAAUUUAUCCUUUCUUAGAGACCUCAAUCUUGUAAACAACAAUUUCCAAGGAAAUAUUCCAACGAGUCUAUUUCAACACCAAAGAAUUCAAAAUAUUUCAUUGGCUUUUAACAAACUUAGUGGUGAAAUAUUUCAAGGGCCAUGGUAUUUACCCGAACUUAGAGUCUUGGAUCUUACCAACAAUAAUCUCACAGGAAUCAUCCCUCUUUCUAUUGGAAAUGCUACAAAAUUGCUAAACUUAAGUUUGGCUAGGAAUAGAAUCAUCGGCAAUAUUCCAAAUGAGAUUGGGAAUCUUAAAUCCAAUCUAAAGAUUCUUGGUAUACCAUACAAUCAAAUUUCUGGUGACUUUCCUUCCAAUAUUUGCCAAUUCACAGAGCUCACAGUGUUUUCCAUAGCUUUCAACAAUAUAACUGGUGAAAUACCCAGAAAUAUUGGUUGUUUAGCUAAGUUGAAGAAGUUCUUUGUUGGAAAUAACGCUAUAAACUGA
Messenger RNA from Nicotiana attenuata, 1044 nucleotides. Its product is annotated as receptor-like protein 12. Bases 1 to 1044 code for a protein of 347 amino acids. Gene Ontology annotation, molecular function: protein binding. NCBI's taxonomy places the organism in Eukaryota, Viridiplantae, Streptophyta, Magnoliopsida, Solanales, Solanaceae. The record is from RefSeq and is a predicted model, not a curated record. The transcript is spliced from 3 exons.